Messenger RNA from Gryllus bimaculatus (two-spotted cricket), 2891 nucleotides. The record is from the annotation of a GenBank genome assembly. NCBI's taxonomy places the organism in Eukaryota, Metazoa, Arthropoda, Insecta, Orthoptera, Gryllidae.
AAUGUCUACUGUCUACUACUUUUUCACAAUAUGGCGCCGCUCAGAGCAUGCUAGGCUUCGCCAACCAUGUGUUUUAACUGAGGUUAAAGAACACGUGUUUCGUGUGUUUACUCUCGAAGUAGUGGAUGGAAUAAACUUGUUAGAGUGAAUUGGUACAAUUUUCGAUAGUCAAGAUGGGAAAGAUGAAGAAAAAGUAUGAGUCCGGAGAAGGAGCUCGUUACAUCACAAGAAAUCGAGCAUUAAAAUAUCUUCAACUAACUUUAAAAGAUUUCAGAAGGCUCUGCAUUUUGAAAGGAAUUUAUCCCAGAGAACCCAAAAAUAGAAAGAGGGCUCAAAAGGGAGACACAAGUAUUAGAACAUUGUAUUACAAAAAAGACAUACAGUUUCUGUCACACGAACCAAAUAUUUGGAAGUUGCGUGAAUUAAAGGUUAUAUACAAAAAAAUGUGUAGAGCAAAAUCUCUUAAAGAAAAGGAUGAUGUAGCAAAAUACAGAGAUCGAAUACCACUCCUGAAGUUGGAUCAUAUAGUGAAAGAAAGAUAUCCUACAUUUAUUGAUGCAUUGAGGGAUUUGGAUGAUUGUUUGACAUUACUCUUUUUGUUUGCUGCAUUUCCAAAGACAGGAAAAGUUCCAGAGAAAUACGUUACUUUCAGUAGACGUUUGACAGUUGAGUUCAUGCACUAUGUCAUUGCAGCAAAGGCACUACGGAAAGUGUUCAUAUCUAUUAAAGGAUAUUACUUUCAAGCAGAAAUAAAAGGACAGAGUGUGACAUGGAUUGUUCCUCAUCAAUUUGUGAUUGAUAGGGGUCAUUAUAUGGAUGUAGAUUUUCAAGUUAUGUUGAAUUUUGUUGACUUCUACCAAGUUUUGCUUGGAUUUGUGAAUUUCAGAUUGUAUCAUUCAUUAAAUAUGACUUAUCCUCCCACAUUUCCUGGAUACUCAGCUGUUGAUUCAGAGAAAAACAUAGUGGAUGAGGAGGUGUAUGCUUCUGAACGUAUUGCUUCCUUGAAUGUAGAUCUGGCACGGGUGGGGGGAUCUGUGGGUGAAGAUGAGGACGAAGGAAUAGAUGAAUUUCCAAUGAUUGAAGAUCAAGAGCAGUUGGAGGAGUUAAAGAAAAAAGCUGAGAAGGUGAAGACACAAAAAAGACUCUUCAAAGGAUUAAAAAUUUUCAUCAAUCGAGAAGUUCCCAGGGAACCGUUAGUGUUUGUCAUUCGAUGUUUAGGUGGGCAAGUGUCUUGGUCUAAAACAACGUUCAUAGGUGCUACUUUUGAUGAAAGUGAUGAAACAAUCACUCAUCAAAUUGUGGAUAGACCAAUGGUUGACAAGCAGUAUAUUUCAAGGUACUAUGUGCAGCCUCAAUGGGUAUUUGAUUCAGUUAAUGCAUGUGAGCUGCUGCCUGUGGAGAAGUACUUCAUAGGGGCUGUGUUGCCUCCUCACCUGUCUCCAUUCCAAUCAGAGCACAAAUUGGACCAAUACAUGCCACCGGAAGAACUUGCACUUCAGGAUCCUGAAAUUGCCAAGCAGUUAGAUGAAGUAUCUGGUGAUGAAAGUUCUGAGCCUGGUGAAGAUGAUAUUGAAGGUGGUAGUUGUGAUGAAGAUGAUGGGGAGGUGGAGUCUGAUCAGGAAAGUGAUGAGAAAAUGAAACAGAAUGUGGAGGAUGUUGAAGAAGGAAUGGAUGAACUGGAGAAAGAAAGGCAGAGAAAGAAAAACAUGAUGAGUGUAAAAGCUGGUAAAGUAGUCCCUGCAGAUCCGUAUGCGAGCAAGAAACAGGAAAGAGAAGAUUAUAAAUUACGUGUUACCAUGAUCAGAAAUAAACAUCGAAAAUUGUAUCACAGUAUGGUUAAAGGACAAAAGAAACGGAAGACCGAAGCAUGGUUACUUCGCAAAAAACGUACAAGAUACGAGGAAGAACAGAGUCAGAAACGCAAGGAGCAAAGGAGAGAGCAGAUACUUGCACAAGCAGAGGCUUCAUAAGACUGUACAGGUAUUAGAAAUACAGUGUAAAGUAAUAUAUUUUUAAUUUGAUUGUCGUAAAUAUAAAUCAUUGUAUUUGUAGCAAAUAGUUUCUUCUUUUAAGAGAUUAUACAGAUUAUUUCUUUGAAUUUGCCUUUCAUUAAUUCUUUCCAAGGGAAGGUCAAUAUAAAUAUAUUUGCAAUGAUUUUAAGAAAGACCUCUUUCUAAACAAUGUUUGCAGCUGAGAAUUACUCAAAUGUUACUGUGCAAGUGUAAAUGUUUGUUGACUGCUGGAACAAUUUUGAUAUGCCAUGUGUCUUUUGUUAAACCCUGCUAUUUUUAAUUGGUGUGUCAUAGUCUAAUUUGCAGUGGUGUAAAAAUCUGUAAAUUGCUAAUAAAAACUUGGAAAAAUCAUUUUAUUAUGUAUUAAUUAUAUAUUUUGUAUAAUAUACUUUGAAAAUGUAGAGAGAUGUUAAGAAAUUUUAUAACCCUUUGGUAUGAUUGUGUAAUAAAAGGUACAGAAUUCAGCGAGUUCAUUCAGGAUUUUAAUUGAAAGGGAAGAGAUUUUCUAUCAAUUGUUUUUCUUGGUCUCUCAACAAACAAAACUAUUGUUUUGUACAGUAGCGUAAUCAUAGACGAUUAAUUAUAAAUAUUAUAACAAUAACUUUCAACCCUGCCAUUUUAAUGGCGAGUCCCUGUGAACUAGUUGCGUUAUUUUAAACAUAGGAUAAUAAAAUGCGUACAGAAAACUUAGACACGUUUUUUUAAUGAUGCUCUUACUUUUUCUCUAAAUAGUAUAUUAAAAAAUUUUAAAUUGGCUUAUUUUCUUUAAAAAAAUUUUCAACUUCCUAAUAUGGAACUUUUUGAGAAAUAAUUAUACUCUAUUGCAGACACUAUGUAGAAGUGGUUUCCUAUUACAGUGAAAGAAAACCACCUAUAACA